Molecule: messenger RNA, 1086 nt
Organism: Catharus ustulatus (Swainson's thrush)
Lineage: Eukaryota; Metazoa; Chordata; Aves; Passeriformes; Turdidae
Gene: NQO2
Product: N-ribosyldihydronicotinamide:quinone reductase 2
Exons: 7
Coding region: 97-780 (227 amino acids)
Cellular component (GO): cytosol
Molecular function (GO): NAD(P)H dehydrogenase (quinone) activity
Source: RefSeq, a predicted model, not a curated record
AGGGCCGCUCCCAGCCCCGCCGCAGGUGUGCGCCGAGCCCCGAGGAGCAGGAAGUACCAGAUUAUCAGCAGAGAAGCUCCCCAGCGCUCCCCUACAAUGGCAGGGAAAAAGGUCCUGAUAGUCUAUGCACAUCAAGAGCCCAAGUCCUUCAAUGGAUCUUUGUUGAAGAUCACUGUGGAAGAACUGACCAAGCAGGGCUGCAGUGUCACUGUGUCGGAUUUAUAUGCCAUGCAGUUUGAGCCCAGAGCAACAAGAAAUGACAUUGUUGGUCCCCUGCACAACUCAGAAGCAUUCAAAUACGGUGUGGAAACCUGGGAAGCUUACAAGAGAGGAAGUUUAUCCAAAGACGUGGUUGAAGAGCAGAAGAAGGUGCAGGAAGCAGACCUGCUGAUUUUUCAGUUUCCCUUGUUUUGGUUCAACAUGCCUGCGAUCCUGAAGGGCUGGAUGGACAGAGUCUUGGUCCAAGGCUUUGCUUACAAUUUGCCAAAGACUUAUGAUAGUGGUUUGCUCCAGGGCAAACUAUCCUUAUUUUCUUUCACCACGGGAGGAACCAAAGAGAAAUAUGCAACCAGAGGUGAUAUUCGCUAUCUCCUAUGGCCCAUGCAGCAUGGAAUCAUGCACUUCUGUGGUGUCAAAGUCCUCGAACCUCACAUCUGUUAUGCUCCAGCUUGUGUCUCUGAGGAGAAGAGAAAGGAGAUGUUGACUGCCUGGACCCAGCGUCUGAAGACUCUUUGGAAGGAAGAGCCCAUAGACUGCUCUCCUGAGUGGUAUUUCAAGUAGUGUUCAGGUGCAAGAUUACACAGACAGGAUUUUUUUCCUCCAUUCUUUUUGAUGCUCUAUCUAAAUACCUGAACACUAAUCUCCUAAUUCAAAUGCAUUUUAAGAAUUGUAAAUGCUACAUCUAGCAGUUUAACUGACAACAUAGCAUUUAUCUUUACUGAUUCCCAAGGGAUUCCCUUCAAUGAUGGGUACAAAACUCUUUGUGAAGUUCUCCUUGCUCACAUAAACGGUGUCAUCCUGCCUCCUUGUGGUUGACAACACAUGUGAUAAUUCAUGGCAGAUUAUACCAUUGCUGCUUGUCAAACA